Molecule: messenger RNA, 1929 nt
Organism: Pedinophyceae sp. YPF-701
Lineage: Eukaryota; Viridiplantae; Chlorophyta; Pedinophyceae
Source: the annotation of a GenBank genome assembly
AUGCGGCGAGGAGCCAGGGUGUGGGGUAUUGCACCGCGGCUCGCGCGGGAGGCAGGGACGCGGCACGCGUCAGGCGGCCGAAUCCAGAGGCACUAUGUCAUCUUCGACGAGAUGCGGCAGGCGCUGUCGAACAUGACGAAGCAGGGCCGCGAGGAGGUCUCCAAGAGCAUCGGCGCCACGCUGCGGCCGCUCGAGAAGAACCUGCGCGACAACGCGGCCGCGCACCGCAACCUCCUGCUCGCGCAGGCCCGGCACUUCCGCGAGCACCUCAAGCAGACGCUCAGCGAGCUCGUCCUCGACCAGCGCCUCGUCCUGGAGAGCCGCUUCAUCUCGGCGCUCGCCUUCGCGUACGUCGACCCCGCCGCGCGGCACCUGGGGUCCUGGGUGCUGCCCGCCCUCGGGUCCGAGGUCUACAGGUGCACGGACCCUGCGUACCGGAACUCGCACCCCGGGGAGCGCAUCCUGCGGCUCCCGGAGUGCUACCAGGAGGAGGCGUCGCCCCCCAGCGCGUUUGGGAAGUGGUGGGCCUACGUGACCGACGAGCUGGUCCUCAUCGGCAGGGCGAUCUUCCUCUCCUGCCUCUUCACGCCGCUCGCCGUCACCGCCCCCCUCGCCCUGCACUUCUACCCCUCGCUGCGCCCGCGGUGGGUCGCGCUCCUCCGCUGGACGCUCGAGAUGGCAGGGCCCGCCUUCAUCAAGUGGGGGCAGUGGGCGUCGUCGCGGCCGGACCUCCUCCCGCGCGACAUCUGCACCUCGCUCGCGGGCCUGCACUGCGACGCGCCGUCGCACAAGUUCGCCCACACCCGCCGCGUCGUCGAGAAGGCCUUUGGACGCCGCCUGGAACACCUCUUCGCGGAGUUCGACGAGGCGCCCGUCGCGUCCGGAAGCAUCGCGCAGAUCCACAGCGCGACGCUCAACGAGGCCGGCGCCGCGCUCACGGGCCUCCCGGAGGGCACCAAGGUCGCUGUCAAGGUGCUGCACCCGGGCGUCACGACCCUGAUGGAGCGCGACUUCCACCUGAUGGAGCGCGUGGCUGCCAUGGCGUCGCGGUCGACCUACCUGGAGUGGAUGCGCCUGGAGGACUCGAUCAAGCAGUUCGGCGCGCCGAUGCGCGAGCAGCUCGACCUCGCGCUCGAGGCGGAGUCCCUCCGGCGGUUCAACGAGCACUUUCGGCGCUGGCGCUCGGUGUCCUUCCCCGUGCCGCUGUACCCGCUGGUCGCCACCGCCGCGCUCGUCGAGUCCUUCUGCGAGGGCUCCUCGAUCGUCCCGCUCCUCGAGGCGACCGACCCCGGCCCGUUCAACAAGGAGCUCGCGCAGGUCGGGCUCAACUCAUACCUCCAGAUGCUGCUGCGCGACAACUGGGUGCACGCCGACCUGCACCCGGGCAACCUGCUCGUGACGGUGCCGGAGAUCAAGGUCUCGCGCCCGCUCGCCACGCUCCGCCGCCUCGCGUCGUGGAACCCGCCCGUGCGCAUGGUCUUCCUGGACGUGGGCAUGACGGUGGAGCUCGAGGAGCAGACGCAGCGGGACCUGGUGGACUUCUUCCGGUACUGCGCGGCGCUCGACGGCGAGCACGCGGCGCGGUCGAUCCUGCGCCUGUCGAACGGCCCGCAGACGUGCGCCAACCCGGAGAAGUUCGUGACUCAGGUCAAGGAGCUGUAUGACGGGCUGGACGAGGAGUGGCUGCUCACGCACGCGUCGGACGUCUUCAUGGACGUCAUGGACAUCAUCCGGACCAACCGCGUGAACCUCUCCCCCAAGGUGUCGAGCAUCGUGAUCUCCACCUUUGUGCUCGAGGGCUGGGCCAACAAACUCGACCCCAACCUGCGCAUCCUCGAAACCCUGCGCGAGAUGCUGCCGCAGCCCUGGGCCGCGCGCAUGCCGCGCGCCGUCGACCGCGUCAUGCGCUCCUGGGGGCUCCCGACGUAG